Trematomus bernacchii (emerald rockcod) is the source of this 1724-nucleotide messenger RNA. It is a transcript of the gene chia.1, whose product is annotated as chitinase, acidic.1. Gene Ontology annotation, biological process: carbohydrate metabolic process; chitin catabolic process. Gene Ontology annotation, molecular function: chitinase activity; chitin binding. Gene Ontology annotation, cellular component: extracellular region. Lineage: Eukaryota; Metazoa; Chordata; Actinopteri; Perciformes; Nototheniidae. Bases 204 to 1562 code for a protein of 452 amino acids. The record is from RefSeq and is a predicted model, not a curated record. The transcript is spliced from 12 exons.
UCUUACAUGUCCUACCUGGAGGUGGGGGUAUUAUGUAUAUGAGACAACCUGUGCCUUAUCAGCUGCACUUUGCUACCAUGCAGCUAUUAGUUAUUAAUGAGUAAAUUAUAAAUAUCUGACCUGAGUCCACCGAGCUGUCGACUCUGCUUCGGUUUCUCUCGACGAAAGGUUCGCUGCAGCAGAAGAACACAGACUGGAUCAAAAUGAGACUCCUCACAGCUCUGGGCGUCCUGCUCGUCCUGCACACCGUCACCUCCAGCAGGCUGGUGUGUCACAUGACCAACUGGGCCCAGUACAGGCCCAGCAGCGGCAAAUUCACCUCGGACAACAUCGACCCCUUCCUGUGCACGCACGUCAUCUACGCCCUGUCCACCAUCAACAGCUUCAACCAGAUCACCCCCAUCGAGUGGAACGACGAGCAGCAGUUCACCGGCCUCAACCGGCUCAAGAAUGUUAAUGCUGCGCUGAAGACCCUGCUGUCAGUGGGAGGCACCGUCAAUGGAAUCAGUCCAUUCAUCGCCAUGGUUGCCAAGACUGAGAGCCGUGCAGCUUUCAUCAAGUCUGCCAUCAGUUACCUGCGCACCAACAACUUUGACGGGCUGAACCUGGCCUGGGAGUACCCGGGACACAACGGCAGCCCGGAGCAGGACAAGGAGAGGUUCACCCUGCUGGUGUCGGAGCUGGCCAAGGCCUUUGAGGACGAUGCUAAGGAGAACAGGAAGACCCCGCUGCUGCUGACGGCCAACGUGGCUGCCUUCCGCCCCACCAUCGACCGAGCCUACGAGGUCCAGAAGAUCGCACCUCACCUUGACUUCAUCAAUGUCAUGACCUAUGACUACCACGGGCACUGGGAGGCAGCGACCGGACACAACAGCCCCCUGUACGGCAGCUCCAUGGACUCCGGCACACACAUUCAUCACAACAUCAACUCUUCCAUAUCUCAUUGGCUGGUGAAUGGGGCCCCGGCUGAGAAGCUGCUGUUGGGUUUCCCCACCUACGGACGCACCUACCGUCUGAGCACCGGGGCCACCGGCCUGGGGGCCCCGUCCAACGGCCCCGCAGACGCCGGACCCUACACUCGCACCGCCGGAUUCUGGUCCUCCUACGAGAUCUGUGCCUUCACCUCCGGUGCUAAUGUUGAGUGGAUCUCUGAGCAGCAGGUCCCCUAUGCCACCUAUGGCAGUGCCUGGCUGGGCUACGACAACAAACGCAGCUUCUCUUCCAAGGUCCAGUACAUGACUGCCGAAAACCUGGGGGGGGCUCAUGUGUGGACUCUGGACAUGGAUGACUUCAGUGGAUCCUUCUGCUCAGACGGAGCUUACCCUCUCAUCAACCACCUCAGGGUGUCAAUGGGUUUCCCCUCAAAGCCCACCACCACCCCGGCCCCCGCCACCACCAGAGACCCUAUUGCAGAAUUCUGCCGUGGACGUCCUGAUGGCCUGUAUGAGAACCCCACUAAUGAGAAGACUUACUUCCAGUGCUUCCAGGGGAACACGUACCUGCACCACUGCCAGGCCGGCCUCAUCUACUGGGACUCCUGCAAGUGCUGCAGCUAUCCCUGAGCCCCCCCCCCCCCACACACACACCGAGCCUCCGGGGGUUCACAACAGUGAUUUCUGUUUCAGACACGCAGUGUCACCUUUACUGAAUAACCUUACAGUGCUGUUUUCUCUUUGUGGCUCACUGCUUUUUCAACAAAUAAAUCAAUCAUCAUUAUGACCUGA